Auanema sp. JU1783 is the source of this 1317-nucleotide messenger RNA. The record is from the annotation of a GenBank genome assembly. NCBI's taxonomy places the organism in Eukaryota, Metazoa, Nematoda, Chromadorea, Rhabditida, Rhabditidae.
AUGAAAGGAUUAGGGACUUCCAUCGCUCCCAUUCAAGCGGGUAUAAAAUAUGAUCUGGAUCAAUUGCUCAUGAAGUUCAAGGAAGAUGAUUCUGUCAGGUUUCGAGAGUUUUCAAAAGUAUUUCGAGAGCUCGAAAUGGAGCUGAUAUUCUAUGGUAGGCAGAACUGUGCUGAGCUUGUUGAAUUCACAGAAAGGCUGCUGCAGAUGGCAUUAGCUUAUUUGGCUCCUAAUAAAACGCCUGCAACUACUUCUUACAAUCAGUCUUUGGAGCCCACUGAUCCCGAAUACGAUUAUACUAAUAGGAUAUUCGGAGUCUACGCUUGCUAUGCCUUCUAUUAUACGCAACCCAGAGACUAUAUCGCACAAAUCAGAAUUACACCUACCCAAAUGCAUUCAGUCACCCAAUUCAUUCAACUUUAUCUUUUGCCUGAAAGGCAUUAUGACACCUUAGCUUGUCUUUACAAGCUGAUUGAUGAUGCCGCUUUCAAAAUUGUCAUAUUCGAGACAUGCUUUGAUCCAGUUACUCACAAGCGUUAUGAAGCUCCUGUCAGCGAUGAAUUGGCUAAUGAUGACCCCGAACCCCAGUUCAAUUUGGCAAAAUCUCUUGUGGAUGAUCCGCUCUUAGCUCAAAUUGAGCUGAUUCAUAAGAAGUAUGCUCAAGGCAAAGAUAACUUGAAAGUAGGAUUGAAACUUCCGAAGGACCCACUAGAUAUUUGUAAAAGCUUAUUGGACGACGCCCAAACUCGUUUUAAGAACGAAAUGGUUCAAACACAUGCUAUGAUGACAAGCUCAACGCCAGUGGAAGUUGAAGUUAAAACGGUUGCGAGAAGUUCGAUCAAAGAGAAAGCCUAUUCAUCAAAGAUUCAGCAUUCUCGGUCUCGCCGUUAUGCAGAUCCAGAGAUGGCUGAGAAUUAUUCGAAUCUUGUUAAUAAUCAAGGAGUUGAGUUGGAGGAAGUGGAGCUGGAAAUUCCUGCAGAAACAAAACCCAAAACACCAAAACGGCGAUCUAAAAGCACGCUUUCUACUUCUACUGUCAUGGAGGAUAAAGAUAAGACUUUGGAUAUGCUUGAGCAGAAUAUUAAUAAUCCUCGUAAACGCAAUAGGAGGAAAACUGGUGACAUGAGCUUAUUAGAAGAAGGGCAGGAAAGCAAGACGGAAGAUGAUACUCUUAGUAUUUUGGGAAGUCCGAGCAGCAAAAAAAGAGGAAGGAGGCUGCCAUCCAGACCGCAGCUGCCACCUGAUUUCGAAGUCACCAAAAUGCUCGAAACCAAAUCUGCAGCAGAUGACAUUGAUCUCGAUGAUUUACGUGCCGAUUAA